UGUCUACCUUCUGCCACAAAACUUCCUCAUUGGAGCGGAUGGAGGAGGAAGGUGAUGAUGAUGAGGAUGAUGAAUUGGACAUCUUUGGGGGUUAUGACAGCUUCCGGGGCUACAACAGCAGCAUGGGCAGUGACAGCAGCUCCUGUCUGGAUGAGUCUAGUGACGAUGAGGUGGCAGACCGGGAAGCUGGAGAACUUCCGACCUCUCCUGUGCACCAGCUGUCCACAGGCCGGCUCACAGAGGACAGCGGCUCCGAGCCAGCUGUGUGUGAAAUGUGUGGGAUUGUGGGUACCAGGGAGGCUUUCUUUUCCAAGACCAAACGUUUCUGCAGUGUCUCCUGCUCCAGAAGCUACUCCUCAAACUCCAAAAAGGCCAGCAUCCUGGCUAGACUGCAGGGGAAACCGCCAACGAAGAAAGCUAAAGUUCUGCACAAGGCAGCCUGGUCAGCCAAGAUCGGGGCCUUUCUCCAUUCUCAGGGCACAGGGCAGCUGGCAGAUGGGACACUGACAGGCCAGGAUGCACUCGUCCUGGGCUUUGACUGGGGAAAGUACCUGCAGGAGCACGGCUUCAAGGCAGCUCCUGUCAGCUGCUUCAAACACGUGCCACUCUUCGAUCAGUGGGAUGAUGUGGUGAAAGGUAUGAAAGUGGAAGUGCUGAACAGUGAUGCCGUGCUCCCCAGCCGUGUGUACUGGAUUGCGUCCGUCAUCCAGACCGUAGGGUACAGGGCCCUUCUGCGAUAUGAGGGCUUCGAGAACGAUGCCAGCCAUGACUUCUGGUGCAAUUUGGGCACAGUGGAUAUUCACCCCAUUGGCUGGUGUGCCAUCAACAGUAAAAUCCUGGUACCACCACAAACUAUCCAUGCCAAGUACACUGACUGGAGAAGUUACCUCAUGAAAAAACUGGUGGGAGCCAGGACCAUCCCAGUGGAUUUCCACAUCAAGAUGGCGGAGAGCAUGAAGUACCCAUUCCGGCAGGGCAUGCGAGUGGAGGUGGUGGAUAAGAACCAUGUGUCCCAGACACGCAUGGCAGUGGUGGACACAGUGAUUGGGGGCAGACUGAGACUCCUCUAUGAGGAUGGCGACAGCGAUGAUGACUUCUGGUGCCACAUGUGGAGUCCCCUCAUCCAUCCUGUGGGCUGGUCACGGAGAGUGGGCCACAGCAUGAAGAAGACAGAAGAAAAACGCAGUGACAUGGCAAACCAUCCCACCUUCCGGAAGAUUUACUGUGACGCUGUCCCCUAUCUGUUUAAGAAGGUACGAGCUGUCUAUGCUGAAGGUGGAUGGUUUGAGGAAGGCAUGAAACUGGAGGCCAUUGACCCCCUGAAUCUGGGCAACAUUUGUGUGGCAACUGUUUGCAAGGUCCUCUUGGACGGGUAUCUUAUGAUCAGCAUUGAUGGAGCCACGUCUGCUGAUGGCUCUGACUGGUUCUGCUAUCACGCCUCCUCACACGCCAUCUUCCCUGUCAACUUCUGUCAGAAGAACAGCAUCGAUCUGACCCCUCCAAAAGGGCAAGAUGCACAGACCUUCAACUGGGAAAGUUACCUGGAAAAGACUAAAUCAAGACCUGUUCCAGCACGGCUCUUCAACACAGACUGCCCAAACCACGGCUUCAAGGCGGGCAUGAAGGUGGAAGCAGUGGACCUGAUGGAGCCCCGGCUCAUCUGCGUGGCCACGGUGAAGCGUGUAGUCCACCGUCUCCUUAGCAUCCAUUUUGAUGGCUGGGACAACGAGUAUGACCAGUGGGUGGACUGCGAGUCUCCAGACAUUUAUCCUGUAGGGUGGUGUGAGCUGACAGGCUACCAGCUUCAACCACCUGUUGUUCCAGGAAAAAAGUUACCUGCCAAAACCCGCAACAUCAAGCAGACUCUCAAGAAGCCUUCCACCCCGAAGACAAAACGAGAAGCAAAAGCUGCCAGCAAGGCUUUGCCGGAGCCAGCACCUGAAGAAAUCAUUGCUGUGCGGGUGAAAGAAGAAACCAUCGACCCCUCAAUAGCAGAAUUUGGAGCCACAGAGCUUCCUGUUCCCAUCAGCAGCAUAAAGCAGGAGGUCGCAGACUGA
Balearica regulorum gibbericeps (East African grey crowned-crane) is the source of this 2057-nucleotide messenger RNA. The record is from RefSeq and is a predicted model, not a curated record. Lineage: Eukaryota; Metazoa; Chordata; Aves; Gruiformes; Gruidae.